GACUUGUUACUGCCACUGAGCUGUUCACCACCAUGAGCAUGAGAAUCUUCAUCCAGAAUGUUCAUCCGGCAUUACCUAUCUCUUCGGUAUCUAACAAUGAGUCAAUGACAAGCCUUUCAAAGGUUUGGUUGAGAACUCAAACAUCAAGGCCUCGUUUACCUACCUAUAGGGGAAAGGGAAGCUUGUCUUGUCACAGAGCCUCAACUCAUGUGUCUCAUCGAGUCCAAGUCUACGUCACAUUCCACCAAUCAACGUAUUCUUUGGCAACACUCUACCUGGGUCAACCAACCUAGGCUGCGGGAGCCAUUUUAUCUCUUCAGCCUUAACAAUAAUUUUCGCAAACCACGGACAGCUGCCACAUCCUGCUCGCAAACCAUCCAAUUGGAAUUGCAUGCUCAACAAUUGGUUCUAUCAUGGAAAUUUGGCAUUUUUGGAUUGAUUUCAUUAUGCUUUCUUCGGGGCCCCCCAUUUUUACCUUCAUAGCUCGCCCCCAAUGAUAUUCAUGGACAUGAAAGUUGCAAGGCUUGUUUCCAAGUAAUCUUCAUUUGGUGACACUGCCAUCCUCUGGGGUCCUUAGGAUCUUACUAUUCUGUUCUCCGACGAUGAACUAUAUUUGUGGUUGUCCAGUGCUGCCUUUCCGUUCGCAUUUCCACUUCUACUCGGGCAUGUGUCUGACCUGCAUAUGCCCCUCGUAAAUGCCUCUGCAAGCCUCACAAGUACGCUUAAUGGCAUAUAUGAUGCGAAGAUUGCGUAUUUCUCAAUUUCUGUGGCCGGAAACAGCCAAUGAUAGUAGCGGUUUUGUCCCAGUUGGAAUUUUGGGCAUCCCGCAGGCUCCUCAGAUUCAACGAAGCCAAUGGACAGUGAUCCAUCGUAACUCGGAUCAAUUUCCUGAAACUUACCAAGAUGAAUUGUACCAAGUGAUACUUUCUACGGGCCUCCAAUGGCUAAUCUAGCUGAUGCCUGGACACUCCCACAUCCUAGCGAUUCUUUCCCGUGGGUGACCGCACUUUUAGUAGGAGAGAAAAAAGCCGGGGCUGUCCCACACCCUUUGAGUUUAGGUGUAAUAACUGCAUUCAGCCCUUGACAGCUGGUAUUUACAGGGUUUGAUGUUUGCCGGCAUGCAGAUAAGGAUCAGGAAUCAAGAUCUCUGGGAAUUUUUUACGUAGAUGCCUUGCCAAUUGUACUGUAAAUUGCGUUUCGUGCCGAUUUUAACGACUGCGGCAACAUCCGUGGUGUCAUCAUAUUCAAGUCUCCCGCUCCUAUUAUGUCCAUAGUCAUAUACUUAUGGCGUCUCACCAACCACAGAUUCUUGGAACGGAUGCUGCGAGGCCUAAGGACAAUUUCUUAUGCGAGCAAAAUCCUUUCCGUUUGAGAAUUGAGCCUUUGAAUUGAACUGCCGCUCUUAUCCCCGGAAGGCUACCUCUCCCAAAAUCCCGGUGUCCCAACCUGCCACCUGCAUCAUCCUAGUGGUGAAUUUAUAUCAUUCUUUUCUCAUCCUUAAUUAUUUCUAGCUAAUGGCGUUGCAUUCAUUUUGAGAAUUCAGGGAAAAUUACACAGCAACCCUGAGCUAUCAUCAUUCUGUCCGAUUAUAUCAAAGAAACUUCUUGGGCUCAUAAGGCGACCUAGUACAUUCCCUAUCUUCAUGAUAUUGCAAUUUAGAAUCCUGUUGAACACUCGAGGUUUCUUUUGAGUAUAUAUACAUGAUGAUAAUCGACAAUGAGAUAGUAACCGACAUGAUGAGAAUUUCAAUAGCAGGCUCAGGCGGCUUGAGCCAAAUUAUCGCUCGUGAGAUCAGCAAGACUGUACAUCCACUCAUUAUCUUAUCAAGACAAGGUCGACCAGAUCUAGAGGCACACGGCUACCAAGUGACUGUAGUCAACUACGACGACCAGGAUGAUCUUCGUUUUAAUCUUCGAGGAAUAGAUAUAGUUAUUUCCACUGUAUCUGGGACUCCUCAAAUCAACCUUAUUGAUGCCGCCGCGCAUUCCCGUGUCCAGCGUUUUAUCCCUGCAGAAUACAAAGAUAAGCUAGGCGGGCGACCAACAAACGACCCCUCAGAUCGUGGAAGGGCUGCAAGUAUUGAAAGGCUUCGACAUUGGGCUCACCACCCCCGUCAUCGAAUGCAAUAUACUGUUUUUGGAUGUGGGGUUUUCUAUGAACGAUUCGCUCCAGGAGGUCUAGCUUCAAUGGGCAUCGGCACUUCAACUGUGCUCGGCUAUCAAGGUUCUUAUCUCAUGGAUAUGGAGACAAACACAGCAGAAAUUGUGGAAUAUAAUACUAUGGGUCAGGCCAUCUCAGUAUCAAUGACAUCUGUGAAUGAUGUUGCACGAUUCAUCGCAGCAGCUCUGUGUUUAGAUCAACGGACAUGGCCGAUAGAGUUCAGAAUGCAAGGAGAUCGGAAGACUGUAACUGAAAUUGUCCAGUAUGCCGAAGCUAUCAAAGCACAGCGAUUUGCAACAACAGUCAUUGCAGCUCCGGCACUAACGGCAAAUAUUCAGGAAGCAGCCUAUUACCAAGACUAUGCUAGAGUUGGCCGCUUACAGGAGCUAUCUGCUACUGAGGAGAGAAGAUAUGACUUCUCGCAAGUUAAUCUGAAUUCAUUGGUCAACAUCCAGCCAGUUUCAUUUUGGAACUGGCUACGAACACAUUGGGCACCUCAGUGAACUUUACACUAGCUUGUGAUCAAGGACGCAUACAAUGUCGAGAUCCCUAGGAUUCCAGUCUCAGAUGUGGUAUUAUAUGGCCCGAUAUGUAGAAUCGUUAUUGCAUGAGAUUUUGAUCAAUCUUGAAGUACUGGACCUGAAUGGGUGUAAACAUGAAGGCAGAGGAGGUUGAUGUGAUGUUGUGAGGAACGAAGAAGCAUAGAAGGUGUAAAUAUCAUCGCAAGUGAGGAUUACACGCCGAUUUGCUUAUUUUAUGAAUACUGACCCUGUCUUCUAUUCUCCUCUACUCAGGCUGUAUCUUAGACAUGUUACUCGUCUAGACAAAUCUUCUUUUAUGAAUGUGACGAAGAUGAUCAGUCUUUUUUGUCCUUGCACUUUGAUACCUUGUUCAUUGAAAGGCCAAUCAAUAUUUAAGUACCAUAGUAAUAAUGAGAUAGCUUAUUAGGAUUGAUGGGAUAUUGAUGUCGUGUCAAUGGAACGAUCUCUUCCA
Molecule: messenger RNA, 3153 nt
Organism: Botrytis cinerea B05.10
Lineage: Eukaryota; Fungi; Ascomycota; Leotiomycetes; Helotiales; Sclerotiniaceae
Exons: 6
Coding region: 1701-2663 (320 amino acids)
Source: RefSeq, a predicted model, not a curated record